GAUUUGCUUGUGGAGUCUGAGCUUGUAGCAUCUGGAUCCAUCAAUGGAGUCAUAAAUGGAAAACAUUAUAACCGUGCCAUCCGCACACACAAAGUGAUGUUUGAAGCAUUGACACGCGUCUUAUUUGAUAUGUACAUGCAGUCACUGCCUGCAGAAUCGCUGGAGCAAAUAUCACUUUUUAUUGGUAAGAAUUUCUCACUUGCUUUGAUUUUUAAGAUGUCAAUGAUCAAACGUUUGUUAAUUACAGCAUUUACGAUUUAAUUAUUUUCGUCGAUGCUAUUAAAAUUUUGAUGCCCUUUAGUUUAGUGGGAAAAUUUCUACAUUCUGUUUUUCAUUGAAUUUCUGGAAUUGAAAAAAAAAAUGUUAUUUGGCAGAGACCAUGGCCAAAACAUUUUCAGACGAACAAUUUAAAGAUUACGGACUCUCUGAAGAAUUUCAGUCCAUCCAGAAUGGCUUCAAUAUUUACGUAAACGAAAAACCAGCUACAAAAAAAAACAAUGGGAAUGUGGAUGGUAUACAUGCAAAUGGUACAGACUCUUCUUUUGUUCAUUCGAGCAACCGGCCCGUGACAACAACUGGGAAUUGCACUUAUCAGCUGUGAGAUCGAUGCUCCCUUGGUGUUUCGCGGCAGACCGUGUCAACUACGCCAGAUACGGAUCAAUAUACAGUAUUGGCUUGAGAUGAUUUGCAUUAAUACGACUCAUCCAGGUACACAAAAUUAUAUUCAGUAUUUAGAUUACAGUGGAUCAUAGGUUUGUGCAUAUAUGUAUAUGCCAUAUGUUUAUAAUUGGAGCUUUUAGUAAGUUGUAAACUUCAUUCCUUUGAACUCCUAGAUGCACUACAUGGAAUCGAAGCAAACUGGACAUGUCAACGACAACAAAAAUAUGGCUUUUCAUCCUCAGCGUGCGAUCAAGUUAUGGAGCAGACCUUCAACCGGGACUCAAAGACGAAAGGUGGCAUAACGGGAUUUACUCUUAAUAUAUCUGCCGUUCAGCGAUGGAUUCUUGCACAGUCGGAAAGAGGCUCAAUUACAAGACAGUUCUAUUGUAAGUAG
Messenger RNA from Paramuricea clavata, 1054 nucleotides. The record is from the annotation of a GenBank genome assembly. Lineage: Eukaryota; Metazoa; Cnidaria; Anthozoa; Malacalcyonacea; Plexauridae.